This is a messenger RNA of Coccinella septempunctata (seven-spotted ladybird), 6393 nucleotides long. RefSeq names its product protein Jumonji (gene Jarid2). The transcript is spliced from 2 exons. Gene Ontology annotation, molecular function: DNA binding; histone demethylase activity. Gene Ontology annotation, biological process: chromatin remodeling. The record is from RefSeq and is a predicted model, not a curated record. Bases 211 to 6246 code for a protein of 2011 amino acids. Gene Ontology annotation, cellular component: nucleus. NCBI's taxonomy places the organism in Eukaryota, Metazoa, Arthropoda, Insecta, Coleoptera, Coccinellidae.
AUUCAAAUGGAACAACGCUGCGAAACUUCAAACACCGAGGUUAGAAUUGUUGUUUGAAUAUAUGAAAAUAUAAUGUUUAUUUGGUAAUAAGACCGUAAUUAUUAUGAAGAAAUAUAGAAUUUUCAAAAAUUUUCUGAUUGUGAAUUUGGUUGAUAAUUCGAGCUUCUGUUCAUAAGGCUUUUCUUGUUUAGGUUCUGUGAGGAAAUAAAAAUGAAGAGGAAAAGAAGAGAUCUCUGCCCUUCACCACUACUAGAUGAAAUACCCAAGCGUACUAAAGUGCAUGCUCAAAGAAAAUUCGCGCAAGGCUCCAAUGUAAACAGUCCAGUUAUAACACCAGUGAAGGAAUUCGAGAGAACGGAUAGGUCUAACUUAGAUCUCAUACCAGAACCUGUAGAGCUUCUGCCGAUUCAGAGACAAAAUACUGAAGAUUUUUUGACUUUCCUAUGUUUUCGUGGAACCCCUAUUUUACCUCCUAAUUUGAACUUCUUCAAUACAGCAUCUAUAGUUGAUACCAAUGGGCAAGUUCAUGAAAUUAAGAGUGAAUCUCCUAAGAAUGGACCUAUUGACACAUCAAUUAUUCCUAAAGGUGCAAGCGGUCCUUCUGAUAGACCUUUCAUUGCAUUUGGUGUUAGGAAGAGGGCUGAUCCAAUUGUUAUUAGUAAACAGAUGGAAAGAAAGAGGAGACAUGCACUUGCUCUUCAAGCUCUAAGGAGAAAAUAUCAGGAACAAAAAAUGGCUAAAAUAAGAGCAGUUACUAUUAGUAAGUUGUCGGAGAAGCCUUCCAAUAGAGCAACAGCCAGAUCAAACACAUUAUUAAAAUUAGAAAAAACUGCGCAAACAGUAACAACAAAAACAGUAACGCCAAAAACCAAGGUGAAAAUUAUAUCUUCAAAAGCUGUGAACCCUCAGACGUUAAGAAAUUUGAAUACUAAAAUAAAACCCCGUAUGUGUUUACGCAGUUUCAGAGGAAGAUUUGUACAACAAGAAUUGCCAUUCAGGGCAGUUAAAAAAAGUAAACUACCUGAAAAAAAAGUAAUGAAAACAGCCAUUAAGAAAAAGAUGGAAAUGAAAAAGAAUGUAAAAGCUCCUGUGAAAGUGAUUCCUAAACAAAAUAACCCUUCAAGAACAGUAAAAGAACAAAAUGAUAUUCCAAAAAAACCUAAAAUUUCAAAAAUAGAUAAGAAUGAGGAAGCUAGGGUUACAAGAUCCAGUAAUGUUCCACUGAAGACCAAGUUGAGUGGAAAGAAGGUCAUCAAAAGGAGAAUAUUAGUACCUAGUGCCACCUUAGUGAAAUCACGUGUUUUAAGAUCGCAAACAGUGAACAGCGGUAGUUCAUCACAAUCCAGAUCAACUAGGAGGUGUUUGAACAGAAAUAUUGAAAAAUCUCCAAAGAAAAACGAGAAGAAAAUCCAGGCAGCCCUAAAAUCCAAAUCGAUCAAGAAAACAGGAGAGGUGAAUACUCAAAACGCAAUAAAUGAUUCAAAGAAAAAUGCUAAUACAAAUAAAAUUGCAUCGAAACCAAGUAAAGAAGAUGAAAAUAAAUCAUCUAAAACUGUGAAAGCUAUCAGUAAAGUUCCAAGACAUGAUAACGACAGUUCUACUUCCAAAAAUACAUCAGAUGAAUCUUCAGAAUCGAAAAAAGAAUCAAAUAAUACAAACCAGAGAAAAGAAACCAAUGCUGAAGUGAAAAAAGAUAAGAAAAUAAUGGACAAACCCAAGGAAAGUGAAAGUAAGGCUGAAACUAAGAAAAUUAACCUUCCAACAAUUCUUGACACUGAUGAGAAUAUAGAUAUAAAAUCGGGAACUAAAAAGAUCAGUGUACCUCGUAAGUGUGUCUAUGAUAAAGUAAGCACAACUAAGAACAUUAAAACUUCAACAGCUGAAAGUGAACCGAAGUAUUCUCAAAGGCCUUCUCGAAAAACUAAAGAAGCUGCAGCAAUUUAUAUGGAAAUUUUAAGUCAUAAAUUGGUUCAUGAAAAUAAAGUAGAUGAUGACACAGUUUCAAUAGAUAGUUUUCCUGAACUACCAAAUGUUAAAAGAACUGAGCAAAGGGAAAAUGAACUCAAAGCCAAAGCAAACAUAACUAAAACAGACAGAACAAAUAAACAUGAGAAAUUUUCUACUGUAGAAGAAACUGUUACUUCCUUAGAUGAUGGUAAUAGGCAACAAGUAGAAAGUAAGGAAAUAAUUCUAGAAACUCAGUCAAAAAAGAAGAAUCUAAAACAAUCACUGAAGAAGAAUAAAACUUUGGAAAUUGUUGAAAAAAUAACAUCUGAACAUUCUGAUAAGAAAUUACAAUUACAGGAAGAAAGAAAUGAAAAAGACGAAGAAAAAUCUAUAAUUAAACUAGAAAAGGAAGAAAUGGAUACCAAAAAAAUCAAAUUGGAAGCCAGAAUACCCAAUUUCAAAAGUGACAUCAAAACUGAAGUCCCUGAGGAUGGAGAAAAUUCAAAAACUGUACCAGAUUCAAUGAAAGAAGUAUCAAAAACUGAAGAUGAGAAUCAGAGAGAAAAAGUGAUGAAAUGCCUGGACGUAUUGGGACAGAGUGCUACCCAACCUACUAAAUGUGAUAUAGAUAAAAUGAAACAAGAAAAAGCAGUGAAGGGCAUAAAGAAAACAAAGACUUCAGACAAACAUAUUGUUGAAACUAAAAAAUUAGAUGCAUCAAAAAGUCUUUCAAUUGAUGGUAAAAUUUUUCCCUCAGACAAUCAAAUAUUCGAGCAGAAGAUUUAUAAGAAACUGUACCCCAAAGAUUCUUCAGAUUCGGAUGAAUGUUUGGCAAAAAUCCCAAGGAUCUCCAAAACCCUCCAGGAUUGCAAGAACAAGCUGCUAUGCACUAAAAAAAACUCAGAGAGCCUAAAACCAUUGGAAAAAAUUGGUCAAACAAAACCUGGUAAAACUGAAUCUUCUGAUUCGGAUAAUGAAUGUUUGGCGAAGAUAAGGAAAACACGAAACGUGAAGAAACAAACUGACAGAAGGGAAACAAGGCGUAGUUGUCAACAAGGGAAAAAAUUAGAAUGUGAUGAUUCGGAAGACUCGUUUCAUGUAGAUGUGAAGAUACCAAGAAAAAAAUUAUUGACUCGAAGCAAGUCUUCAAAAAUUUCUUCCACCUCGAAGGCCAAAUCUAACUUUGAUGAUCAUUCUGAUGUUUCUUCGAAAUCAUCGAAAGAAAAAUCUCUUAAAUCAAUUAAAGGCAACACUGAACCUACAAAGGAGGCUAACUUUAGUGAUUCAGAUGAAGAACCGCUUUCAAAACUCACACUUAAUAAACAAUGUGAUAAAAAAUCUACUGAAGAAUUGAAAGAAGACAUACUGAGAAAACAGAAAGCUUUGAUUGAAUCUCCACCAAGAAGUAAAGGGAAAAAGGUAUUGAAACAUAAGGAAAAAGAGGUGACCAACAAAGACAGACUUGAGGAACUUCCGGGUAAACAAAAACGUGAAUGUGCCAAAAUACCGUCUAAUUAUCUUCCUAUGUUCUCGUCUUCGGAUGAUGAAGAAAAAUUUUUUCAUGGUUUUUCUCCUAAAAAUGAAAAGAAGAAGGAAAGUAUAUAUUCUCAUUCAUCGUUGGAUUUUUUAUCCAAAGAUUUGGGGAGACGUUUCGGCAAAGAGAAGGUGAACAUGUCUAAUGAACAAAUUGAGAAAUGGCUCAAGGAUUCAGCAAUGGCAGGUGAUGCUAGCAAAAAAGCCGAAGAAUUGAAGUAUUGUGAAGAAAUUUCCAUAGAAACGUCCCUCAAUAAACUUUCUGAAAAUACCACCGAACAAUUGAAGAGUUCAUCGUUAGAACCUGGGAGUUCCAUAGAUAGUAAGGAAAUUACUCCUGAGAAAAAAAAUAUUGCUUGCAUUGAAAAUUUGAAAUGUCCCUUGUAUAAAUCUCCAGACAGAAAACCAAUUUUCAAGAAGGAAAAAUCCAAAGUGGCCCCAACUGUAGGUGCUUUCUCAGUCAAUAACGAAAGUAGCAUUUAUGCUUUUGAAGAAGAAAUAGAAGAAGCCGUUAGUACGCCUUUCAGAAGGCCUUCAAGAAGACCAUCUUCAACAGCUACGUCCAAAUCUGAGGAUGAACUGAGUAAAAGUGAAGAUCAGUCAAGAUUCGGUCAAUUCAGAAAACCUGUACUCAAAAAUGAAGCAAAUAAAAGUGAAGAACAAAAAUCAACAGAAAAUACUUUGAAACAAACUCAAAGUAAUAGUCAAAAACUUGCUCAGAAAUCAAGCAUGUCUCGAAAUGUCUUGGGAAAAUCGAUGAAAAAAAAUAACCCUGAACAUUUUGAUGAUUUCAAAUACAAAGUUCCGAGUUCACCAAGCGCUAGUUCAUCGUCAAGCGCUAAAUUAUACAAGAGACAAAAUAAGAGCAGGUCGAAGCCUGUCGAAAAUUGCAAUCCAGUACAUAUGGCGGAUUUUCCCUGUAAUGGACCAGGCGAACUUGUAGAAGCGCCAACUUUUUAUCCGUCUGAAAAAGAAUUCCAAGAUCCUUUAGAGUACAUCGAAAAAAUAGGAAGUAAAGCCGAACAGUUUGGAAUUUGCAAGAUAGUUCCUCCUAACACUUUUAAACCCGAGUGUAAAGUCAGUGAUGAUAUGAGGUUCACCUCUUACAAUCAGUAUGUUCAUAAAAUGCUCCACAGAUGGGGUCCUAACUUCAAAGAAUUGAUGGCAAUCAAGAAAUAUCUUCAGACGCAAAAUAUAAACUUGAAGCAGCCUCCCUGGAUUGGAGGAAUGGAAGUGGAUCUUCCUAGGCUCUACCAGACCGUACAAAGCUUGGGGGGUUUGAAAGAAGUGAUAGAAAAAGAGAAAUGGUCCAAGGUUUCAGACAUUAUGAGGAUUCCAAAGUCUGCACAAGACAGAGUGACAAAAUUAGAUGACAUUUAUUGUAAAUACCUACUUCCCUAUGAUACGUUAUCUCCAGAUGAAAGAGACAAGUUACUGGAUGAAGUUGAAACUGCUUGGGCCAAGAGGGAAUCGAAGACCUUAUCCAAAAUGCAGAAAUCAGACGAAGUUGAACUGGAAAAUGAAUCUGAUUCGGAGUCUGACAACGAGGUGGAAGAAUGCAUCACGAAAGGACGUAAUAUGGCCCUGAACGCUUUCUACAGGAUCGCGAGAAACACGAUGAGCAUGUGGUUCAAAACCGCUGAACCUACAGUGCAAGACAUCGAACAGGAAUUUUGGAAACAUGUCGUUCACAGGGAGAAUCACAUCUGCGUCCAUUCUGGUUCCAUAGAUUCAGGAAGCUACGGUUACGGUUUUGCCGUGUCGAAGAACAGUCCGUUCGCUAGGCAUGCCUGGAAUUUGAAAGUUUUAACGAACAACAGUGGUUCACUGCUGAGAUCACUCGGACCAAUUAUGGGUGUUACGGUGCCCACUUUACAUGUAGGGAUGGUGUUCAGUGCUUGUUGCUGGUACAGAGACCCCCACAGCUUGCCUUGGAUCGAAUAUCUUCACACCGGAGGCAAAAAAAUCUGGUACGGAAUACCCAAUUCAGUCGGAGACAUUUUCCAGAAGGCUCUCACAAAAUUGGUGCCAAAUUAUUGUAGGAACCAAGGAAUCUGGUUGCCCUCUGAUACCGUGAUGUUGCCCCCUAGUCUUCUCAUAGAAAGUGGAGUAUCUCUGAGCCGGGUUGUGCAAGAACCCGGAGAAUUCAUCGUAGUGUUUCCCAGAGCCUUCACCUCGAGCAUCAGCACAGGCUAUGUUGUUUCUGAAAGUGUGUUCUUCGCCCCACCAUCUUGGUUGAGAACGGCUCAAACAACAUUCGAUUUACUGAAAGAAAGUUGUGAACCUUCCAUGUUUUCUCUAGAAAGACUUUAUCUUAGUAUUAUCAAUGAUCAACGAACAAAUGUCGAAGUGUUGAAACAGAUGAUUCCAAUCGUUUCUUCUAUACAUUCCAAAGAGAAAGAGAAAAGAGGGAGACUCCAGUCUUUAGGGGUGAACACUGUCGAGGUUCUCCCUCCUCCAGAAGCUCCAAACUCAAAAAAGAAGAAGAAAUCGCAAGAUGCUGGUGAUUACGAAUGUGAACUUUGUAGAACCAAUCUGUUUAUUUCCUCCGUUAUGGAAAAGCAAGAAAAUGCGAACUACUGUCUGGACCACGCCAUUGAACAAAUUGAGAAGAAAUCUAUUCAGCCAGAUAAUUGUAAACUUUUGUAUACAUAUAGUGAGAAUGAUUUGGAAGAUUUGAUUUCCAAGAUAAAUAAGACAAUUGAGCAGAAAUUGCAGAAAAAGGUGUUCAGUAAAUUCAGUGGUAUGCCUACUUUACUUAAAUAAAUAGAAUAAAUCUCUUGGUUUUUAAGUAGAAAAUAUUAUAUUUUUAUAGUAAGUCGAUAUUAUUUAUUAUUGCUUUUUGUACACAACUUAUUUAAGUGUUUUAUAUUUUUCUGUACAUAAAAAAUUAAAGAUGUAUGUGGAUCAUGA